Messenger RNA from Melampsora larici-populina 98AG31, 2132 nucleotides. RefSeq lists its product as uncharacterized. Lineage: Eukaryota; Fungi; Basidiomycota; Pucciniomycetes; Pucciniales; Melampsoraceae. The transcript has 12 exons. The record is from RefSeq and is a predicted model, not a curated record. Gene Ontology annotation, molecular function: oxidoreductase activity, acting on CH-OH group of donors; flavin adenine dinucleotide binding. The coding region runs from base 179 to 1987 and encodes 602 amino acids.
CUGGAUGAACGGAACUACAGACUUAUGAGUCAUCCACUCGAUCAUCUCUCUGUUCUGGAUAAAACCCCCUUUCCUUUUUGUUUUUUCUUGACCCGUACACCAAUUUUAGCUCACUUGCACAUUUAUCUUUCUUCGAUUCCAAAAGUCAGAAGAUCGCUAGGAGCUGAUCUCUAUCACCAUGGACCAAUUUAUUCGUCAUUUUUACACAGUUGUCUUGUCUUUGAUAGCUUUGUCUACCACCAUUCAUUGUGCUCACACAGAUUCAAAUGAGUUUGAUUACAUUGUUGUGGGAGGUGGAACAGCCGGACUGGCUGUCGCCUCCAGAAUCUCAGAAGACCCAAGCAUCACGGUUUUGGUCCUUGAGGCGGGCCAAAAGGGGCUUGGCAACACCGGGAUCUCCAUUCCUGGCUUAGCCGGUAGUACCUUCCGAAGUGGAGUCGAUUGGAACUAUACCACCGUUCCUAUAACUGGAGCAGGUGGCCGAACAAUGAUUUAUCCUCGCGGUAAAGUCUUGGGUGGAUCUUCAGCGUUGAAUUUUAUGGUCGCCACAAAAGCAUCUCGCCACGAUUAUGAUACCAUCGAAUCACUGGGAAAUCCAGGAUGGGGGUGGUCGGAAUUCGAUCAAGCUUCCAAGAAGUCGGAAAAAUUCAUUGCCCCCACUACUCACAAUUUUACGUUCGACCCCAAAUAUCAUGGUUUGAAGGGAGUUGUCGAAACGACCUUUCCAAAGUAUUUGCCUCCGAAUGUGCAAGGAUAUUUUGCAGCAGCAAAAGAUCUUGGUCACCUCAAGAAAUUAAAAGACUCCUUCCAAGGGGAAUUACAAGGCCCUUAUUACUUUGCCGCAACGAUCGACGAAAAGGCCGAAAGAAUGACAAGUGCUAAAGCAUAUUAUUUCCCAAUUGCCUCGCGCCCAAAUUUAAUUGUCCAGGUGGAAUCAGAAGUAGAUCGGCUCUUGACCUCUAAGUCGGAUGAUGGACAAGUCAUUGUGCGAGGUGUCGAAUAUUCAUCUCAAGGCGUCAAAAAAACGGGCUUAGCCCGCAAAGAGAUCAUCCUGAGUGCUGGGUCCAUUGGCACGCCUGCCAUUUUGGAGCGAAGUGGGAUGGGUAACCCAUCGGUCUUGACUAAAUUUGGUAUUCCGGUCGUAGUCAACCUCCCGGGUGUAGGAUCAAAUCUCGCAGAUCAUGCCGCCAUCUUUAACACUUAUCAGCUUAAAGCUGGCCUCACCUCUGGGGACGAUCUUCAGACCAAUCCUACUUUUGCUGCUGAACAAAUGAAACUCUACAGCGAACAAUGCAACGGUAUUUUAACUACUAUCAACCCGCUAUUGGAUUAUGAGCCACUAAGUGCCAUCUUAACCAAGGCAGAAAUGGACGAAGGUUUGAAGGUCUUAGAAAGCGACUCAUCUCACAUACCCAAACCAAUCUUCGAUGCCAUCAAGGCACAGCUCCUGCAUGGUACACCUAUAGAAUUUAUUUCCUUCCUUGGAGCCACCCAUCCUCCAAAUGGUUCUCUUAUUGGGAUUGGAGCUACCCUACAAUAUCCCCUAUCACGAGGAGAAACCCACAUCAGUAGCCGCGAUCCACAAAUGCCGCCGCAGAUUGACCCAGCUUAUUUCAAGCAUCCCUAUGACCUUUGGCUCCUUUCAAAGGCGAGCAAACAUUCCAGGGCUAUCAUGGACCGUCCAUCGAUGCAAAGUGUCAUUGUAAAAGAAUUUACUCCAGGUGACGCAGUGAAAACCGAUGAGCAGUGGAGUUCAUGGGUCAAAUCGGCUUCCUCACCCAAUUAUCAUGCCAUAGGAACCGCAGCCAUGUUGCCUCGCGAGCAUGGUGGGGUUGUAGACACCGAAUUGAAAGUAUACGGCGUAAAGAAUUUGAGGGUUGUUGACGCUAGUAUCAUUCCAACUCAUAUAGCCGCACAUCCAUCAAUGACCGUAUACGCCAUUGCCGAGAUGGCCGCAGAAAAAAUCAUGAAGUCAAAGACUGCUUGAAGAAUGCGACUUUCUGACGUAUAUACCACCCUGAUAUUUCAUCGUUGCAUAACAUUAAUAUAUCUUCCUUCAUUUCGACAAACGGAUUAUUGUAUGUACUGCAUCUGUCUACCUAGUAACGUAGUAUUAUUUACUUUUUCAUGAU